This is a messenger RNA of Magnolia sinica, 893 nucleotides long. RefSeq lists its product as uncharacterized. NCBI's taxonomy places the organism in Eukaryota, Viridiplantae, Streptophyta, Magnoliopsida, Magnoliales, Magnoliaceae. The record is from RefSeq and is a predicted model, not a curated record. Bases 145 to 486 code for a protein of 113 amino acids. The transcript is spliced from 2 exons.
UAGAAAGGCAGAUAAUGGCUUCUAACGAGAAGCAUAUCAAGCGGCCGCCGACGAGGUCAUAAACGUACACAAAUUCUUGUCACCUGAAAAAAUGUCUAAAAUAGAUUGAGGUAUCACAAGAGGGAGUACGGUGAUGUAAAGGACAUGCUGGCUGCGAGCGGUUUCAGUUGGGAUAGUGAGAGCAUGGUGGUGGCGGCCCUAGACGAUGUUUGGAAGGAGUAUUUAAAGUCUCAUCCGCGAGCUGAGAGGUUACGUGGCAAGCGAAUUGAACGGAUGGAUGAUUUAUCGGUGAUUGUUGGGUCUGACCAGGCUGCGGGCAGAUAUGCGAAAGGAAGUAAGAACAUUGCGGCAUCCUCGUCUCGUGUUUAUAGAGACCUGAAUGAUUUGUGGAGAGAGCUGGACGAUGACACGGAUGCUACCGUGGACCUAUCUGAGGAAAAUCUCUAUGAAUCACCUGGCAUAUAUAGCCAAUCAACGGACAGUUAAAUAAGGGAAAAUAGGCCGUUUCAGGACACUCCCAAUUGUAGAACCAAAUCCGAUAGUAGUCAUGGUGGGAGUGUGACAACAAAAAGGAUGCGACCUGCUCGACCAUAUGAUGUCGUAGACAUGUCUCUCACGAGUGUCGCAAAGGCUAUGCGUAACUUCUAUGUUGGAAAGGAGGUCAACUGAACGAGAUUUGUCUUAGACAUAUUGGAAGAGGUUCAGGGGCUAAUCAAUACUGAAUUUAUUGAGGUUGGUCAGCUCUUGAAUAAAGAUGAGAAGGUUGCAUCCUUUUUUGUUGCCCUACAGCCGAAUCGUCGUGUUGAUCGGCUUAAAAAAACUCUGUUUCAUUUGAAGAGUAAUGAUGGUGGUGGCUCUGUUUGAUGGUUGCUGAUCUUUGGGGUUUAAAAACU